CCGCGGGUGUGGGGCGUGUCGACAAUGCCCGGCGACUUUUCGGCGACGAUGCUACAGUACAACUGCGGACUCUGAGACAUGCUCUUCCACCAGCAACAAUCAUCGCUGCUAUUCUCCUGCUCAUCUCCCAUCUCCCAUCUCCCACCUCUCCCACCUCUCCCACCUCUCCCACCUCUCCCCAACUCGGGCAUCGCAGACCGCCGCCCGCAGACCGCCGCCCGCCCCCAUCCCCUCGCCCCCGCUCGCUCCCUACCUGACACUCCCACCUCGGCACCGCUACCCCGACCAGGUCUGAUCAGGCAAGCGAGCAGCAUCCGGCGCGGCGUGACGCGCCCGAGCGACCGCUUGGCGGCGGCCGGCGGGGGGCUCGAGCUGCGGGGCUCGCUGUGGCCGGCAGCAGCGGGAGCGUUGCAGCGCGGGAGAUCGACGGCGAUCAGUUGGAAAUAGGGAAUAGAAAUGAUUAGAAAGGGAAGACAAUAUGGGAAGUGCGGGAAGAUAAUGAUGAGACGGCAUGCACGGGCGCACAGGGAACAGGGACCAGGGCAGAUCCGGCAGGCUUCGGUUUCCAGAGGGAGGGGGAUCAGCGGAUCAGCGCGAGUCGUGCAGAAAAAAGUUUGAGCGCGUCGGGGCGUGUGUAAGACGCUGGGAUAUGCUGGA
This is a messenger RNA of Cutaneotrichosporon oleaginosum, 657 nucleotides long. RefSeq lists its product as uncharacterized. The record is from RefSeq and is a predicted model, not a curated record. Lineage: Eukaryota; Fungi; Basidiomycota; Tremellomycetes; Trichosporonales; Trichosporonaceae.